Molecule: messenger RNA, 1103 nt
Organism: Cuscuta campestris
Lineage: Eukaryota; Viridiplantae; Streptophyta; Magnoliopsida; Solanales; Convolvulaceae
Source: the annotation of a GenBank genome assembly
CACUAGAUAUAUCUACGGGCUUACCUCGAAGCUUAUCGAAGGUUUUGAGAAUUUUCCGGCGAAACUUCCGGCGAUGAUAACUCCCAACUCCGGCGACUUCGGUGGCCACCAACUAUUGCAGCAUGUUCUCCUCACUCUCAGGAACACUUUGACGUCAUUCCGUGGCUCUGCAAAAGCUGUUACAUGGAAGUUUAUUCGUGCUGCAAAGGCUGCAACUGUUCGUGAACGGAAUUGGUAUAUGAAAUUGUUAGAUGAGGAGGAUCCAGCCAUUCAGCCAUAUCUAGCACGCAUUGGAUUUUCGAAGUGGUCUCGGGCAGCAAACAAUCGAUACUCAAUCAUGACAUCAAACAACGCUGAGUCAAUGAACAGUGUUGAUGCUUCAGCCCGCGUGUAUCCCAUUGCACAACUUAUUGAUUUCAUAAUUGUGAGGAUGCAAAAAUGGUUCCAUGAACGGAGAAGCUUGGCUAAUUCUACGUCAUCUAUUCUGACAAGGCAUUAUGAAGCAAAGUUGAAUGAGUUACAUGCUUCGUCUGCAGUCAUGAGUGUUCGCCCAUCGUGUGAGUAUGAGUUCCAGGUUUUGGACACUAAUGGAAGGGCUUUUGUAGUUAAUCUUCGGUCCAGGACUUGUACUUGUUGUGAGUUCCAGAUCGAUCACUUCGUAUGUGUUCAUGCUGUUGUAGCUAUUCGUACACGCCCAAGUGUUUCAUGCUAUGAAUUUAUAUCAAAAUACUACACUACUUCUGAGUGGAUUGCAGCAUAUGAAGGCAUUAUACACCCAUUGGCUAGUAGAGACAGUUGGGUUGUUCCAGAGAUAACAGCAAAUAUAGAAAUAUAACCAAAGUCCUAAAGUAUUUUCAAUGAUACCCCCCUCCCCCUCCUUCUCCUGCCUUUGCUUUCUAGCCCGGGUUUUAGUGUUGUCCUCAAGAACAUGAGGGUCUGUAGGGAUUGCCAUUCUUUGAUAAAAGUAUUUCAUUAGUAUCAGCCAAAGAGAGAUUUAAAGAGAUUCCAUGUGUUUAAAAGAUUGUGUUUGCAUUACAACGCCAGAUGCUCUUGACAUUGAAUGGUUUGGGUGUGUCAUUUCUUAAUAAAAGUUAUUUGUUGGA